This is a messenger RNA of Pipistrellus kuhlii (Kuhl's pipistrelle), 4069 nucleotides long. RefSeq names its product fat storage inducing transmembrane protein 2 (gene FITM2). Gene Ontology annotation, cellular component: endoplasmic reticulum membrane. The coding region runs from base 523 to 1188 and encodes 221 amino acids. The record is from RefSeq and is a predicted model, not a curated record. The transcript has 2 exons. NCBI's taxonomy places the organism in Eukaryota, Metazoa, Chordata, Mammalia, Chiroptera, Vespertilionidae. Gene Ontology annotation, biological process: phospholipid biosynthetic process; lipid droplet organization; lipid storage.
AGGAACCUUUGGAACCCAGGAAAGGGUAGUCCUGUCCUUGGCUACCUUCCUUCCUCACCCACUCACUUAGUCCAGUGGAGGCUGGACUAAGAAUAGAUUAUGAGAGUGGUGGUCGCCCCAAGUCUCCUGCCUGUUGCUGCUGGUCCCCAGGCCAGCCCCUUUGACAGCACAGGGGAGGCAGAUGAGGCAACUGCUGCUUUAUCUGGCCUGGGUGAGUGGGGAGCCACGCAGCCUGGCAGACAAGCCCCUGUUGUUUGCCAGUAGCCAUGGGUUCUGGCAUUUUGUACCAAGCUUCUGUGCUAACUCAUGGAAAGGAACCAGUGAAUCAUUGGCUCAGAAAGGGAUUUAAAAAUAUCACUGGGUUCCCUCAGCUCUGUUUGACACCUGAGGAGACAGGCCUAGAGAAGUACGGCGAUAAGGUAAGUAGAGUCAGGAUUUGAGUCUGGAUCUUCUAGUGUGACGUCAUGCUCUUUUCCGAGAUCCUUUUCUGCUGCACAGGAGGGAACCCUGGUGUAAAAAAGCAUGAGCUCUGGGACGGCCAGACCUUGGCUUCGUCUGUGCUUGUGGGUUGUGUAUUUUGUCAAAGUGGCCUGGGGCUGGACCGUCUGUCUCCUCCUGCCUUUCAUUGCCCUCACCAACUACCACCUGACAGGCAAGGCUGGCGUGGUCCUGCGGCGGUUGAGCACCCUGCUUGUGGGCACGGCCAUCUGGUACGUCUGCACAGUCAUCUUCUCCAGCGUUGAACACUACACGGGCAGCUGCUACCAGUCCCCCGCCCUGGAAGGGAUCAGAAAGGAGCCCCAGGAUAAGCAGCAGUGCCACCGGGAAGGGGGCUUUUGGUAUGGCUUUGACAUCUCAGGCCACUCCUUCUUGCUGACCUUCUGUGCCCUCAUGAUUGUGGAGGAGAUGGCUGUGCUGCACGAGGUGAAGACGGACCGAAACCACUGCCUCCACACCACCAUCACCACCCUGGUGGUCGCCCUGGGCUUCCUGACCUUCAUUUGGGUGUGGAUGUUCCUGUGCACUGCCGUUUAUUUCCACAACCUGUCCCAGAAAGUGUUUGGCACCCUGUUCGGUUUGCUGGGCUGGUAUGGCACCUACGGGUGUUGGUAUCUGAAAUCUUUUUCCCCAGGACUUCCUCCCCAGACCUCUAGUUUGAAUUUGAAGCAAGACAGUCAUAAGAAAUAAAAAAAAGAAACAAAAGGAGUGACAGCAGGACAAUGGGUAAUAUAUUUUUCUUAAUUAUUUGACUAAAUUAUUGAUCCUACGUCAGAGAGGAAGCUUACCAGGCAGUUUUGGUGGGUGAUGGCGGAGUCUGGGGAGUGACUGGCGACGUCACUGUGUGUCCCAAGCACCGCCAUUUCCCGUUAGGCACUUUUUGUCCCUGGCAAGACUUGACCUUAAUCUGGACUGUCCGUUUUGUCCCUAGAGGGCACUUAGGCUCAGGGAGAGUGCAGAAUCAGGAAAGCCGCCUUUGUGUGGCUGAAGGGGAGGCCAGCAUCUCAGGACUCCUCUGCCGCCUUUGUUCUCUCCCUGAUUCUAGUUUCCUUUUGUUUUGGUGACGGUUGAUGCUGUUAUUUAACAAUAUUUCUCUCGGGACAAAAUAACCAACUGUUGCCUGAAAGACAAUGGUUUUAGUAUUUGUUUCAUCUGUGGGCUGUUAACUAUUACAACUGGCUUAUGAUUAGCUAUCAAAACACUUAAACUGGAGUGCCUCUCCUAGUGAAUAUUGGAUGAACAGUGAUCAUUUUCCAUCAUGUUAUCUGCUACAUAUAUUGGUGUCAAUAAGGCUAAGGUUUCUUUCGUAUAUUUUGAGUGAAUGCUUUAUAGUUUUUGAUAACAACUGUGCAUUUGUUCUUUGUUGACAAAACUGAAAAUAACUCACAACUCCACUGCUGCACUUUGGCACAUGUGUGUAAAUUGCUUCGAGGGGGUUGUUUUUAGAACACUAGCUUUUUAUAAACCAAACUCUUGGCUUAUGGUAUUAAAUUCCACCUGUGAGGCUCUUUUCCUGUUAAGAAUAAAAUCAGGAAGUAGACAUUUUAAUAACAACUUGAUCAAUUUUAAGCCAAGUCAGAGUAAUUUUACAAAAUGCGCAAUUGCACUGAAACUUUCCUGACCACAUGUCAUUGGUAUAAACUGACCUGUGCUUCAGAGUCAUGUGUAUGUUGAUCAUUAGCUGUGGCCUGAGGCAUUUUUCCCUUUUGGAUAUGAUUAUGAUAAGUCAGAAGUGAAGGAGAAUGUUCUCCAUUGCCUUUGAUGGCAAGACACUAAGCUGUUUGCACAGGUGUCCUUAUCAAAUGGUGGCAUGACUUUGGUUCCACCCUCCUCUUAUCUGUACCACCAUCAAAGGCAAACCAAACCUCUUCUCUUGGUCUUGAAACCACCUUUUCUGUCCCCUUUGCAGCCCUUCUCAAUUUCCCGCCCUGUGGUUCUGUGGUCCUGACCGUGAGAAUGCUGGGAAGGAUUAGAAAUCCUGUCACCUCCGCCUCACAAAGGCACAGUUAUAUGCUCUGUGAUAAGACACCCCCUUCCCCUCCCUCAGGCUGUCUCCUUAAGCCUUUCAAACAGAACCCCUUGCAUAUUGGAUAAUCCUUUGAAGCUUCUUUGACGCCCCCAUGACCCCCCAGUUAAUAGCAUACAGAUGAGCACUGCACUCUCUGGCUUAACUCAGGCUGAGGUUGUUAGGAGCUUGCGCUCUGGAAAACCUUCAGGGGUAAAUCAUGUUUCAUACAGGAUAUAUUUACAAUAUGAAGUUUGUAUCCCCUGUGUACCCAGUUGAGCUGCAAGUUACCUUGUAUCAAUCAAAAUGUGAGGUGGCCCGGGGCUGGUGUGGCUCAGUGGUUGAGCAUCAACCUAUGAACCCGGAGGUCAGGGUUUGAUUUCCCAUCAGGGCACAUGCCCGAGUUGCCAUCUUGAUCCUCAGUGUGGUAUUUGUAAGAGGCAGCUGUUUGAUGAUUCUCUCUCACCAUUGAUGUGUCUAUCUCUCCCUCUCCUUUCCUCUCUGAAACCAAUUUAAAAAAAUGUAUUAUAUAAAAAAAAAAAAAAGUGAAGUGUGUUACUUUGUACCCGAAGAAGGUAACAGAAACGCUGGCAAUGAAAUUUGGAGGUGUCACCCUGGUGCUUGGGAGCAUUGGAAAAGGGCAGUGGCCCCAGGAGAUUAGUUUUGCUCUGUGGAGUGGGAGUGGGGUGGAAGUGGGGGUGGAGUAGGUAGCAGGAACUUGUGGAAGGGAUUGAAAUCUCUCCAAAGUUUCAUGUUCAGCACCAAAAGGCAACAGGCACAAGGUGACUCCAGAAGUUCAUUUGUCACACUUAAAUCUCUAGACAUUUUUCUCGUCUGGAUCUGAUUUAAGCUCAGCAUUAAAUAAUUCUGCAGGAGGGGAAAAAAAAAAAAAAACCUCUGCAGAAAGUAUCCAUUACGGAGCCUUGUACAUCGAUUAGUCUUCCACUGCUUCCUGAUCAUUCUUAGCACCCUUGCCUUUGUCUUGGGAGCGUGCCUUCUGUCCCUAUGUGAGACACUUUGGUGCAGCUGAGUUUGGGUGUAAGCCAAUGAGAUGUGGGUUCAACUCUUGACAUCACUGCUGAGAGCCAUCUGACCGCGGGCAAGCCUCAUUUUCCUCGUGUAAUACAGAGGUGACACUGUUAGGACUCAGGGACAUGAUGCGUGUAAAAUGCCCAGCGCAUGUAUGGUCCCCUACCCCUUUUUCUUGAUUAAGCCGUUUCAAACUUUUUGGCUCCUCCAGAGAAUGCAGGGAAACUAACAUCUUUUGAAUGGCAUUUGGGGGUCUGUGUCUCCUUGUUGAAAUAAGCUUCAUUGUCUUUUGAAAAGUGUGCUGUCCCCAGGCGCUGAACAAGAGGCUUUUGAGGGCAUCUGUGAUCCCAGAAUACUGCCAUGCUGGUCGUGCCUCUCCACAUGGAGGUUCAUUCCCUGACGCCCCGUUUUCCAUGUGCAUCUGUCAUAGUCUGAGUACCAGAUUGUAUUUAGAGAAUGACUCUUGCCACUGUUAUAUACACACAGGUCCUAUGUGUAAACAAGCAAAUUAAGUAAACAGGAGAUAAUGAAAUACCA